Molecule: messenger RNA, 452 nt
Organism: Ectocarpus sp. CCAP 1310/34
Lineage: Eukaryota; Phaeophyceae; Ectocarpales; Ectocarpaceae
Source: the annotation of a GenBank genome assembly
AGCAGUCGCGGAUUAUUCUCAUGCUGUACUUCGACCUGGUGAAAGGAGGCAGCUCUGAGAACCACGCAAAGGAGCAGGUCGCGAAGACCUUGAGGAUCGGUACGGACAAGGUCCUGGCGGUUCGCACACUCUGGUAUGACAAGCAGGAGUUGUACGAGACCAACGGGAAGGGGCGAGGCAAGGCCACCAGCGUCGACGACGGGCGACGUGUCAUUACCAAGGAGCAAGAGGAUGGACUGCGCGAGUUCAUCAAGGGCGAGCACGAGGCGGGACGUCAGGUCUUCCGCCGUACCGUCAAGGAUUACUUGGAGUGUUCGUGCGGAUUAGAGAUGUCGAAUCGUGCUAUGAGAAGGUUGCUGCAGCGCCUUGGCUUCAAGCGCCGUAGGGGUAGGAUCAAAAUACCCCCGUUGAACGAGGAGAGGAAUUAACCUCAUCCGCCUCUUCCUUAAGAU